UCCGACGUGGGGAGCGCGACGCUCGCGGAGCUUGGGGACGGCGUGGGGGUGAACGACGAGAUGGGCCGGUUGGACGAGGCGCGGCUCGUGCUGGAGAGCAUCCUGGGCAACGGAGAGACGAGCGGGGUGCCUGUCUUGGUGCUGGCGAACAAGCAGGAUCGCGAGGACUGCGUCGAGGUUGUGCGCAUCAAGGAGGGGUUCGUGCGGCGGGUGUUUGAGGGCGAGAAAGGGGGGAAUGUCAGGGACUCGAGGGUUUUACCAUGCAGUGCGCUGACGGGGACGGGCGUGCACGAGGCCGUCGAGUGGCUGGUAACGCGCAUGACGGGGAAUAAGGAGAGUCGGCCGCCGGUUAUGCGGUGAUGAUACGCAGUGCCUUCGAACAUGUACUCCACGGGAGCUUCGUAGACGGCUCCAGCUCUCCGAGUCCUCAAGAGAGGGUGAUUUCUGCGAUCCCAGCACAUCUCCAACAGUGUCCCAGACCCUACAUCUCCAACCCAGCCCUGCAACCUCAGCCCUGCAACCUCAGCUCUGCAACCCCAGCUCUGCAACCCCAGCUCUGCAACCCCAGCUCUGCAUCCUUCGCGUCGAUAACCAUGUUCAUUCAUAUUCGUAUCCAUGUUCUAACUGCCUCCCGUGUGUCGUGCAUAGGGCGAGCUUCCAGAACACACCAAGAACAACGGCGCCCGCGCCGGGGCAUGCAUGCAGGUACUUGGACCCAGACCCGGCCAUGUCUGCAACACGCGACGAAGUGGACCGCUGACGAGUUCAGACCGGGACUCGCAAGAACAGACCUGUCUGACGUGUCAACUCACGGCAAGCACGGUAAUGUGCAGUCGGUAAGCAUCGCCAAGGCAAGGUCAAUUGUCGUGCCAACUGCGGUGUGUUCGUCAAGACCCAGUGGUACCGUCGGCCUCAUCCGAGCCACGCGGUUAAGCCUCACAAGCCGCCCACACAGUACAUGGGCGCAUGUCAGAGUGGGGCCCAACACACUCCGUAUUCAAGGAACAGGGCAGGUCGAUAGAGGUGUUUACUCUUUCAGGCAGAGGGGGCUGACUGCUCCUCCGAGGCCGGUUCGUGGCCCACAUUCCAUGUUGCCGAGUCCAAAGGGAUGAUGAUUCCCCUCCCCGCCUCGCGCGAGAGCUCCAACCUCGCGUCAUCAUCAUCGUGAUCGCCACAAUAAAAACAAAAACAUCAACAAAAACAACAGGCACAGCAGCGAUAGCAUCAUGGCGCCUGCUGAUAGCCCGCCUGUCGGCCUGCUCGCGCUGCCCACCGAGUUGCUGCUGCUGCUCGCCGAGUCGUGCCUCGACCAGACCGACAUCAGCAGGCUCGUGUGCAGCUCGCGCUACCUCAGCAACGUGCUGUGGCAGCCUCUGCUGCGCACCAACAUCGCGCACCACGGCAGCACGGCGCUGCUCUGGGCCGCGGCAAACAAUCACACCGACUUCG
Messenger RNA from Didymella exigua CBS 183.55, 1449 nucleotides. RefSeq lists its product as uncharacterized. NCBI's taxonomy places the organism in Eukaryota, Fungi, Ascomycota, Dothideomycetes, Pleosporales, Didymellaceae. The coding region runs from base 360 to 1112 and encodes 250 amino acids. The record is from RefSeq and is a predicted model, not a curated record. The transcript has a single exon.